UCCGCGUAGUCCGCGGUCAUGUCGAUUUGACGCUCUUUCUAUCUUCUCUCCGUCUCGAAUAUCGGUCACGGUAAUCGACGAGUUUCUUAGAAAAAAGCGAGACUCAUCGAUCGCUUCGUCUGCAAAUCGAUCGGUAAUCGACGUCGACGCUAAUCGUGGCUAACGCGCGGACGCGCGAUGGCCGCGCCAUUCCGCUGCUUGCGUCGCGCGUGCUCUAUCAUAAAACUUUUUUUUUCCCUCCAUUGAAAUACCGAUUUUCGCACGUUUUCGGGCUCCCUCUAAACAAUCGCCGGGCAAACUCUCCCCCGAUUUCCAUCCGCCUGCGCGCGGCUUGACGCCACCGUCCGUUUCUCUUUGUGCGCCAAACGUUCGUGCUGACGUCGAACCGAUUGGAAAGACUUUGAAAAUGGCAACGAGCUACGAAACGUCGGAACGAUGCAUGAGCUCCAUGGAGGAAGAGUGCCUCAUUGAGAGGAGAAGAACCGCAGCGAUCAAGGAGUGCGUGGAGCUCCUGAGAAUCGACUCUACUCCAAAGUACUAUCGUGAAAACUUCAAAAAAUUCUUCCAGGACGAGGCUCUGCUACGACAGCUCUUCAUACUUUUCGAUCAGGACCGAGACGAACUCUUGAAACAAGACGAUUGGAUCGAAUUCUUGAAGAGAAGGCUCGUAAAUGAAAAGCACAAGGACUUCAUGGAUCAGAUUGAGAGCGUGGCGUACGAAUUACGCGGGGACGAAGCUGUGAAUUUCGACAGUUUUCGUCAGAUCUUUUCCGCCAGAGGGGUAGUCGACAAGUUGUUUCGGCUUAUCGAACAGGAAAAUACCGGCUACGUGCUUCCUGCGCAAAUCAUCGAAUUUAUCGCCGACGUCAGCGACACCAGACCUCGAGCAGGUUUCGACGCAGGGAAUCUCGAAUGGCUGGAAAAAAUAUUCAGACAAACCGUUGGCAAUGAGAAAGAGAUAAGACGCGAGGAUUUCAAGAAAAUUGUUACUUCGAAAAACCCCUUCUUCACGGAAAGGGUUUUUCAGAUAUUCGACAAAGAUGAUUCGGGGACAAUAUCGCUUCAGGAAUUCCUUGACGCGAUGCACCAAUUCGCAGGCAAAACUCCGGACGAUAAAAUACGAUUUCUCUUCAAAGUUUAUGAUAUUGAUGGUGACGGAUUGAUACAACAUCGGGAGCUCGAGCACGUGAUGCGAGUCUGCAUGGAGGAAAACGGUAUGAAAUUCAGCGACGAACAAAUCGAGGAUUUGACGUUGGCCCUCUUCGAGGACGCUGAUCAAGGGAAUCGGGGCGCGAUCACAUUCGAGGCCCUGAAAAAACAGUUGGAAAAGCACGAAGGGCUUUUGGAGAAUCUCUCAAUCAGCAUAGAUCGAUGGAUGGUGCCACCAAAGCCUGAAAAAACGAAGCGUUCGUUGACAGCUGUGCUGCGAUCUCUGACGCCUUACCAACUGACGAAGCCCUACAUGAAAAAUAAUUACGUUUACAUUGCCUUUCUUUCGCUCUUCAUUCUCACGAACGUAGCGCUCUUCGUCUCGAGGCUUUACAAGUACCGAGAUGCUGGAAUUUUCGUGAUGCUUGCUCGCGCUUGUGGUCAGUGUCUCAACUUCGACUGCACAUUUACUCUCGUUCUCGUGUUACGUCACUCCAUAACUUUUCUGAGGACGCACGGAUUCAGUUCGAUUUUGCCGCUGGAUCAUCACAUUUAUCUCCACAAAAUGGUCGGCGCUUUCAUCGGCGUUUUCAGUCUCGUUCACACGAUAAUGCAUCUUCUGAAUUUCGGCAUGAUCGUCGUUAAGGACCAGGUGAUCAACGAGGCUAAUUACACCAUGUCCGAGUGGCUGUUAACGAGCAAGCCGGGACUGUUUGGGCUGGUUGGGGGCAGCGCGAAUCCCACUGGCGUUGCCCUCCUCGUUAUUUUGAUCGUCAUGUCCUUAUGCUCGAUGCCGUUCGUCAGACGCGGUGGCUGCUUCGAGGUAUUUUACUGGUCCCAUUUAUUGUACAUUCCAUUUUGGAUACUGAUGAUAUUUCACGGGCCAAAUUUCUGGAAAUGGUUCGUCGUACCGGGCACGAUUUACCUGAUCGAGCGCGUUCGUCGCUUCGUUUGGCUCCGUUCGGAACGUGGAAAAACGUACAUAAGCUCGGGGGUUUUGUUGCCCUCGAAAGUCACUCAUCUCUGCAUAAAGAGACCUCAAAAUUUCGACUUCCGACCUGGCGACUACGUGUUCGUAAAUAUUCCAGUGAUCGCCAAGUACGAAUGGCAUCCGUUGACGAUCAGCAGCGCACCGGAGCAGGAAGAUUCCAUGUGGCUCCACAUCCGAGCCGUAGGCGAAUGGACCAACAGUCUUUACUCCUACUUCGAAAAAGAGCAGCAGAAACUUCAUCGCGGUGAUGUACUUCCCGUUGAAGCCUGCCAGUCCGGAGUAGUGCAAAAACCUUCCGUCAAGAAGCCGGUUCCAACUCCGAUGACCAUAGAAACUAAAAGUUCAACAGAGUGCGCAAAGAAAACUGAAGGGUACGACAAUCCUCGUUUCGUUUCUGACAACGAAACGAACUGCACUACCGAGCCCACGAAUAACACGAAAAAUUCUUAUUUGGCAGCCCCACCUCGCGUUGCCGCGCUACCGAGACUGCAGCGCGAUCGUAAGAUUCACCAAUUAGUUGACGGCCAGAAAAUGCCUCUGGAGAAAUCGUUCUCAAUGCCUGAUAUGCAGACGAAAUACAAGAAGAGGCAGAGAUUGAUAGCGCUUCGUGAUCACAUGAGAUCAGAAUCGGAGAGAAGUUUCGAUCAGUGUCAAAUGAGGCGUGCGAGACUCAAAGCACUUGGAGUCGCAUAUCUGAGUCCACAGAACAAAUCACUCGCUCAGAGUUUUCGGUACAUGAGAACGAAGCCCACCAUUAUUGCCUUCAAGACUCCGAGCAUGGAGAACUGCGAGUACGAGCUGACGUCGAACGGAGUCAAGUCCACCGAGCCUUCCAACGAAACCGCAGCACAGAAUCCGCCAUCCGAAGCUCUCGCUGUGGCCGCUGAAGAAGGGCUCUUGAGCCCGAAUGCCCAAUCCCGUGAACGAAAAACAAGUAUUCGUGCAUAUGGAAAAAAUCAAUUUAAUUUUCAACCGGUGAUAAAUUAUCCGGUUGGAAAACCCUUAGAGAUACUCUUGGCUGGUCCUUACGGCGCUCCAUCGAGUCAUAUUUUCCAAGCCCAACACGCUGUUCUCAUAGCUACGGGAAUCGGCGUGACACCUUUCGCCUCGAUUUUACGAUCGAUUAUGCACAGGUACUGGAAGGCGAGACACACGUGUCCAAAGUGUCAAUUUUCUUGGGCGAGUGAGAUUCCCCCUACUGUCAUGAAUUUGAGAAAGGUUGAUUUCUUCUGGAUCAAUCGCGACCAACACUCGUUCGAAUGGUUCGUCAAUCUCCUUUCUCAGUUAGAAAUGGAACAAGCUGAACUCGGUGUGACGAUGGAACGUUUUUUGGAAAUGCACAUGUACAUUACGAGUGCGCUCCAAAAAAACGAUAUGAAAGCCGUUGGUCUUCAACUUGCUAUGGACCUGUUACACGAAAAGGAAAAACGAGAUUUGAUAACGGGAUUGAAGACUCGAACGAAUGCGGGAAGGCCCAACUGGGACAAAGUCUUCAAGCAGCUACUGGAUAAGAAGAAGGGAAAAGUCACGAUUUUCUACUGCGGCCCUCCUCAGCUUGGAAGAAUUCUACGUUACAAGUGCGAUCAAUUUGGUUUUAAUUUCCGAAAGGAAACUUUUUAGGACGUUUUACGUACGGGAGAGUUGUUGUUUUAUUAUUUAAUAGUUAUCGUUACCUAUUUUCGAACACUGACGUUUAGAUGCUGCUUUUCUUCUUUGUCUCAUCGAUCUACAUUCGACUUUGUUAAUGUAUUUUGUAAAAUCUCAAAGUCGUCAGUUCGCGUCGGUCGUUCUAAUAAUUAAAUUAUUACUUUUAUGCAAAUUCCAGCGUCCGUUGAGUUACCAGUUUUUCACACUCUUUUCCAUUUCAUUUUAUGUAGCAAGGACAGAUCAAAGGGAACGUCUAA
This is a messenger RNA of Venturia canescens, 4044 nucleotides long. RefSeq names its product NADPH oxidase (gene Nox). Gene Ontology annotation, biological process: defense response; superoxide anion generation. Bases 407 to 3760 code for a protein of 1117 amino acids. The transcript is spliced from 19 exons. Lineage: Eukaryota; Metazoa; Arthropoda; Insecta; Hymenoptera; Ichneumonidae. Gene Ontology annotation, cellular component: NADPH oxidase complex; plasma membrane. The record is from RefSeq and is a predicted model, not a curated record. Gene Ontology annotation, molecular function: superoxide-generating NAD(P)H oxidase activity; calcium ion binding.